Oryzias melastigma (Indian medaka) is the source of this 3284-nucleotide messenger RNA. It is a transcript of the gene slc20a2, whose product is annotated as solute carrier family 20 member 2. Gene Ontology annotation, molecular function: phosphate transmembrane transporter activity. The record is from RefSeq and is a predicted model, not a curated record. Bases 541 to 2577 code for a protein of 678 amino acids. Lineage: Eukaryota; Metazoa; Chordata; Actinopteri; Beloniformes; Adrianichthyidae. Gene Ontology annotation, cellular component: membrane. The transcript has 11 exons. Gene Ontology annotation, biological process: phosphate ion transmembrane transport.
CAAAGACCGUCUAGACUCAGCCGGCUGAGUGGCUCUCCGUCUCCCUCUAGCUUGUUAGCCUGCGCUCUCCUUUUCUGUCCUGCAACACCUCCACAACCUGCUGAUUUCUCUCUAAACCUCCUCUUUCCCUCCACUCAUCUCUUUUCAGCUCUCCUCCUAAUUUUAUCUCAAGUCUAGUGCAUGCUGACUCCAUCGUCUUGUUUCCCUUGACAUUCAUCGCUGUCAUUUCUGGCUCCUCAGAGGUGAGGAGACAUGAAGGUGGAGGAUCGUGCAGACAGGCUGCCUCACACUAAACUAUGGAAUGCUCUGUGCUGAAACCAUCACUAGUCUCAAGUCUUUGGACUAGGCUCCAGACUCUUAGUUAGCAGCUGUGCUUCUCCCCUCGAACUCUUUCUAAACAGGGGACGAAGAAAAGGAGUCUACUUGGGGUCCUCCUAAUAAAAAGGCACAGAGCACUUUUUCCCUUUUUACUACAUCGAAGAUUUUUUUUUUCUCCAGCUUGGAUUUUUAAUUUUGUGGUGCAAAAAGAAUCAUUUCAAUAUGGAGUUGGAGUCGUAUCUGUGGAUGGUUAUUCUGGGCUUCGUCAUUGCCUUUAUCCUGGCGUUUUCGGUUGGCGCCAACGAUGUGGCCAACUCUUUUGGCACGGCGGUGGGGUCCGGUGUGGUCACUCUGAAGCAGGCCUGCAUCCUGGCAUCCAUCUUUGAAACGCUGGGCUCAAUACUACUCGGAGCUAAAGUGGGAGAGACGAUCAGGAAGGGCAUCAUCGAUGUCACCCUCUACAACGAAACCGUGCCCAUCCUCAUGGCAGGCGAGGUCAGCGCCAUGGUCGGCUCGGCUGUUUGGCAGUUAAUUGCCUCCUUCCUCAAACUCCCCAUCUCCGGGACUCACUGCAUUGUUGGAGCGACCAUCGGCUUUUCCAUGGUGGCCAUCGGCACAAAGGGCGUGCAGUGGAUGCAGCUUGUUAAAAUUGUGGCUUCAUGGUUCAUCUCUCCUUUGCUCUCUGGACUCAUGUCUGGUUUCCUCUUCCUGCUCAUCAGACAUUUCAUCCUCAACAAGGAGGAUUCUGUCCCUAAUGGCCUGCGAGCGCUGCCUCUCUUCUACGCCUCCACCAUCGGGAUCAACACAUUCUCCAUCAUGUACACCGGAGCCCCAUUGCUUGGCUUGGAGAUGCUACCGGUGUGGGCCAUCUUCCUCAUCACGUUGGCGGGGUCGCUGGUCUGCGCCGGCUUGGUCUGGAAAUGCGUCUGUCCUUGGAUGCGGAAGAAAAUAGCAAGUCGGUUAAAGAAGGAGCAGGCUCUGUCCAGGAUCUCUGACGAGAGCCUGGAUAAGAUUCCUGAAGAGGAGGAGGAGGAGAGCCCGGUCUUCAAAGAGCUACCGGGGGCGAAGGGCACAGACGAGGCGGUGUUGCCGCUCACAGGAAGCAGCAGCGACCGAGGGCCCCGCGACGCCAGCGGGGAGCUCACCAACCUGGUGAACGGAGGUCACGUCCUGCCAAACGGCAGAGUUUACGGUCGGACUCACUCGAUGACCAACGGCUGUCUUAAAUCCCCCAUCUCCAACGGCAGCUUCAGCUUCGAUGGUCACACGCGCAGCGACGGCCAGGUCUACCACACCGUGCACAAGGACUCGGGUCUGUACAAAGACCUGCUUCACAAAAUCCACCUGGGCCGCAUCGACGACAACGAGCGCACCAUCUCCAGCUCUGGUGCGCCCGACAACAACUACCGGCUGCUGCGCCGCAACAACAGCUACACCUGCUACACGGCGGCCAUAUGCGGCAUGCCCGUCCAGCCCAUCAAGCGCUCGGAGUCCCGGGACGACGGCGAAAAGCUGGUCGGGGAGGGAGGCGGCAGGAGCAACAGCGUGUCUUACUCCAAGAAGAGGAUACGCUACGAUAGCUACUCGUCAUACUGCAACGCUGUCGCCGAGGCGGAGAUUGAAGCAGAGGAGGGCGGGGUGGAGAUGAAGCUGGCCACGGAGCUGGAGGGGGUCACAGAAGAAGGAACUCCAGCUCCAGAGCCGCUGGAUGACUUGGAGGACCACGAGGAGAAGGACAAGUCGGAGGUGUUUCUGCUGUUUCACUUCCUGCAGAUCCUCACCGCCUGCUUCGGCUCUUUUGCACACGGAGGCAACGACGUCAGUAACGCCAUCGGCCCGCUGGUUGCUCUGUGGAUGAUCUACGAGCAAGGAGGUGUGAUGCAGGAUGCAGCCACUCCCAUCUGGCUGCUGUUCUAUGGCGGUGUGGGCAUCUGUGCCGGCCUGUGGGUUUGGGGGCGCCGCGUCAUCCAGACAAUGGGAAAAGAUUUGACACCCAUCACUCCUUCAAGUGGAUUCACUAUUGAGCUGGCUUCUGCCCUCACAGUGGUGCUUGCUUCCAAUAUCGGAAUCCCUGUCAGCACCACACACUGCAAGGUGGGCUCGGUCGUGGCCGUGGGCUGGAUCCGCUCCAAGAAGGCGGUGGACUGGCACCUCUUCAGGAACAUCUUCCUGGCGUGGUUCGUCACCGUCCCCGUGGCCGGCCUGUUCAGCGCCGCCAUCAUGGCCCUGUUCGUCUACGGCAUCCUGCCCUACGUCUGAGGGGCUGGGGGCGGAGUCAGAGGGGCGGAAGAUGAGAAAAGGAAGAUUUGUGAAAGAGUGAAGAGGAGGGAGAUGUUUACAAGUGGUUCUGCUCUGAAUGUGUGUGUGGGUUCACAUCCUGUCUGGAUGCAUCAUCUGCAGGUUCUCCUGACUCGAGUUCAGAUUUUGUUUUUAUUUGGUUUUUAUUAAUUUAUUCUCGUUUUGAGAAGAGUUUCAAACACAUCGUUCAAUCUGCUGUAAAAAUAACAAACGGGAACCUUCUGCUGCAGCCUCAAUUAAAAAUAAAGAACAAAAAGUCUCAAAGCUCAAAUUAAAUCGAAAACUUGGAAAACUCAUCCUGCAGAGUUUAGUAGCGUAGCGGCGAUUCCAAAAACAAGUAAACUUGUACAUACGGUUUUCAUGCUUGGGGUGUGAGUUUUCUUGCUUUAACACUAAUGGCGUGUGGCGUUCGACCCCAUCCAUCUCACACUGAUGAGCAGCAGGCGAGCGCGAUGGACGCCUCAUGAAAACGUCGCUCCGUUUUUGUUUUUUACACCAUAGAAACCUAACAUACUAAAGAGUUGAUUUUCUGUGGGGCGCUCCUCUGUUUCUAGAGACGGAUCAUAUAUUUUUAAUGAUGUAUUAUAUUGUAAUUUGUAUUGUACAUAGACUGUAAGGAGGGGGAGGGGGGGUGAAGUUACUUUUUAUGUUGCAUUGUGGGAGCAGGA